CAGAGGCUCCGGGGACGGGGACUCCCUGAAUCCGUUCUCUCCUCGUCCCGUCCCCCCCGCCUCCACCUGUCCGUCGUCGUCGCGCAGCGGCACGAAUCCAGCUAGGGAUCGACAGAUCGAGGCCUCUGCUCCGCCGCAGCCCCACGCCGCCCUCCGGACGGCAAUCCGAAGAAUCCGCGGGCGAUCGGAAGGGAGCGAUGCGGCAGCAGCGGAGCGGGGGCGUAGGCGGCGGCGGGAGGAGGGUGGAACCCGGGCUGCUGACGAGGACCGUGGACAAGGUGUUCCGCUUCGUCCGCCUCGCCGAGUUCGAGAUCCUCUUCGUCCUCUUCUUCCUCAUCGCUUUCCUCCUCUUCAAAGACCUCAUGUCUCGACCGCAGUACAAUCAGAUCUUUGUCAAGAAGCCGGAUCUAGAUGACUCCUGGCCUUAGAGGGUAGGAAUCAUAUAAUGUUCUUGAUAGCUUGCUUUUCUUUUAGUUGUGUUGCCUGAAGUACAUUCCUGAGGUGCAUCUCUGAAUCUCCCUAAGACUACUUUUUUCAUAUCAGGAACCUUCUUAUGACUACCUAGAGUAUUCUCUUUUGAGAUGAUAAAUAUAUUUAGUUAGUCAUUUUCUAUACGCAAGAGAAAUUGUCAUGUCAUCACCUACACUACUUUCAUGCUUAUUUGGUAUGGACAUUCAUACUUUGACAGAAUGGUUGCUACAAGACAA
Phragmites australis (common reed) is the source of this 707-nucleotide messenger RNA. RefSeq lists its product as uncharacterized. NCBI's taxonomy places the organism in Eukaryota, Viridiplantae, Streptophyta, Magnoliopsida, Poales, Poaceae. Bases 198 to 428 code for a protein of 76 amino acids. The record is from RefSeq and is a predicted model, not a curated record. The transcript is spliced from 3 exons.